Messenger RNA from Ostrinia furnacalis (Asian corn borer), 1016 nucleotides. Its product is annotated as dipeptidyl peptidase 8-like. The transcript is spliced from 3 exons. NCBI's taxonomy places the organism in Eukaryota, Metazoa, Arthropoda, Insecta, Lepidoptera, Crambidae. The record is from RefSeq and is a predicted model, not a curated record. Bases 312 to 1001 code for a protein of 229 amino acids.
UUUUAAUUGCAAUGAUGGCAGCGGACAGCUGCAAAAGAGAAUCUGCCGAGCGACCAUUUGGCAAGAAAAGUCAAAAACGAAAUCGAAUGUGUUGGCUUACUUCUAGUUUUAAUUUAUACUAAUUCUGUAAUUAAUUAUCACAUAUAAUGCUGUCCAAUUGUAAAUACUCGCGCUAAUUAGUCAAAUUUAUUAGCUAAGUGUAAUAAAGCGGAAGGAGUUGCUUAGUGUUCUUUGUUAGGCGAAAAUUGUUAUAUCAUUAUGAGAAUAGCUUUGUUUAGGGGAUUUGUAGAAGUUUAUUAGUUGUUUUACUGAUGGAUAUUGUCAGUAUGGAGGUGCGGGAAGCAGGAGAUGGCGCGGCGUCCGCCGAAUACGUGCGCCCGCCCUCAAAAAGGUAUACUUGGGCAGAAGUGAGACAAGCAGUUCAUGAUUUGAGGAAGGAGUUAUCGUCGUUGGCUACGAUGGUACCAAUGGCAAUUUCGUUCAGAAAACUUGGAAAUGGAAAGACGAGGAUCUACUUCUUGAGAACUCCUCAGAAUGGAUGGGAAAUUACAUUGUUGUACACUGAUAUAACACAUACAGCGCAGGCCACUAAUGCCAGACUAGAAUGGAAGCCGCUCAUCGAGUCAAACGUAGCCCUCGGCGUGACAUCUGGCAAGUGGUCGCGGGAAGAACAACUCUUACUGGAACGACAGAGAGUGGCCGCUUGGGGAAUCGCAUCGUACGAACUACAUGCAGCCACCGGACGGGUUUUAUUCCCGUGCGCUUCGUCGCUGUUCGUAGCUGAAGAGGGACCUAAUCAGUCGCCGCCCCUAGUCCCUCGCUCGCUCAGCACAGGCGGGGGCUGCGCCCUUACGCCCGCCAUGUGCCCGUGGGCGCCGGCGCUGGUGGCUCACGCGGCGCAUGCGACGUGUAGCAAAAAAGCGCCAUCUCUUGAUCAAACUCAGAACUUUUUCUCUCCAGUCGCCGCCCCUAGUCCCUCGCUCUCAGCACAGGCGACAUAGCAUAACAACGCCAUC